Molecule: messenger RNA, 3010 nt
Organism: Trematomus bernacchii (emerald rockcod)
Lineage: Eukaryota; Metazoa; Chordata; Actinopteri; Perciformes; Nototheniidae
Gene: kcnj10a
Product: potassium inwardly rectifying channel subfamily J member 10a
Exons: 5
Coding region: 1-1317 (438 amino acids)
Biological process (GO): regulation of monoatomic ion transmembrane transport; potassium ion import across plasma membrane
Cellular component (GO): plasma membrane
Molecular function (GO): inward rectifier potassium channel activity
Source: RefSeq, a predicted model, not a curated record
AUGACCUCAGCAACUCCUCCCUCCUCAGAAGGCUCCUCCCCUCAGAAAAUAUGCCACUCCCAGACACAGACUGACAUCACUAAGCCCCUGCUGGGCUCCCCGACGGGGCCCGGAGGUGCUGGUGCAGGUGGAGGAGCAACAGAUGCUGGAGGGACCAAUGCUCUGCGAAGAAGGCGCCGCGUCCUCUCAAAAGACGGGCGAAGCAAUGUACGAAUCGAGCAUGUAAGCGGACGUGGGGCGCUGUACCUUCGUGAUCUCUGGACGACUUUUCUGGACAUGCAAUGGCGCUACAAGUUCUUCCUCUUCUCUGCCACCUUUGCUGGGACCUGGUUCGUGUUUGGAGUGCUUUGGUACCUGGUGGCAUUGAUACAUGGAGAUCUACUUGAGUUUGACCCCCCCUCCAACCAUACUCCAUGUGUAAUGGAGGUGAAGACCCUUACAGGAGCCUUCCUCUUCUCUCUCGAGUCUCAGACCACAAUUGGCUACGGUUUCCGGUGCAUCACCGAGGAGUGUCCUGGCGCCAUUAUCCUGCUCAUCUGUCAGCUGGUCAUUACCAUGGUGAUGGAGAUCUUCAUCACCGGCACUUUCCUUGCCAAGGUUGCUCGCCCCAAGAAAAGAGGUGAGACGGUGAAGUUUAGUCAACACGCCGUUGUGGCAAAUCACGAGGGUCAGCCCUGCCUCAUGAUCAGAGUGGCCAACAUGCGCAAAAGCCUUUUGUUAGGAUGCCAGGUGACGGGAAAGCUUCUUCAGACGUCGCUGACUAAGGAGGGCGAGACGGUGCGGCUGGAUCAGCGGAACGUACCUUUCCAGGUGGACACGUCCAGUGACAGCCCCUUCCUCAUCAUCCCCCUGACUUACUACCACAUCAUCGACGACAACAGCCCCCUAAGGGCCUGGGCAGCCAAAGGUGGUGGCUGGACAGACCCUGACCUGGCUGACUUUGAGCUGCUGGUGAUCUUGAGCGCCACCGUUGAGCCGACCUCCGCUACCUGCCAGGUUCGAACAUCCUACCUUCCAGAUGAGAUCCUCUGGGGCUACGAGUUUCCCCCAGUCGUCUCCCUGUCUCCCUCAGGGAAAUACGUGGCCGAUUUCGCCUUUUUUGACAAAGUUGCCAAAACCAAAACCCCACCUCUCUUUAAGCAGGCCUUGCCACCGAGCCCGCCCUCACAGGCGACCCGUCGCCACGGCAGCAAGGAGGCAGGGACAGACCAGGAGAAGAUGCGACUGGAAGAGAACUACAGGGGGGAAGAGAAGGGGAGAGAGAGAGGGCGCAUCCGAGAUAGCAGCCCACUUAGUGUUCGAAUUAGUAAUGUGUGAGGGAAGAGAGAUAGGAAGUGGUUACAGGAGGUUGAUGUGAAACUGAGAUAAAUAAAGUUGACACAGGAAGAAAACAACCAGCUGCUCACACUGUGACAUCCAAACAUCUUCUGCACAAAACCGCCCACACAUUUCAAAGGAAAUUAAACACCUGUAACCACAGGUCUGUAGACAACACAACACCGAGCAAGUUACAAACCCAACAUGUACAAAUGUGCAGCACAACAAGUCAUCCACAGAGACAUUUUCUACACUCAUUGUUACUUUUUGGAAAAUACUUGAUUUACUGGAUGCUCCAACACUGCAGAAUCCUUCAUCUUACCAGGGCAUUUCUGUCUAUAAUGUAGCCCUAUAGGGUUAUAGAAAUAGCUUAAUCUGAUUCCAAUAGAAAUCAACUUAUUUUGAGAAUUGUCUAGAAAUGUGUUGCUCUUACUUGAACCAAGAAUGAAUUAUAAAAGUAAACAUGAUUUAAGAAAAAAGCUAAUUUCUAUUUCUUCUGAAAAUCAUAAUUCAACAACGGACACAUUGACCUGAUAAGAAGAUUAUAAUAAUUUUCAGUGUAGUUUAACGUCUGAUAAGGAUGUUAAUCACUGAAUCACGGUACUGUUUUUCCCCUUUUUUAUAUUAACAAAAUACCUGCAAAAGGAUAGGUACUGGAACCAUGUUAUAUAUUUGGCAAAUUAUUUUAAAGGAAUGUAUCAUAUUUUAUGUACCCAAUAGUUUCUAACAUCGUUUUGUUGCACCUGAAAAUAUUGUGCUUUUUGAUGAGAAUAUAUUUUUCUUGUUUAUUGGGGUUAAUAUGUUUAGUAAUACUACUAAAAGCAAUUUAACUUGAAAAAAAAGUGGCAACGGAAUAACUGAACUAACUGAUACUUAAUGCACUGUAAUAAAUGAUUAAAUCUUGUGUUAUGAUUGGGGAAUGUAAGUGUGAGUAUGCGUUUUUGGUUGUAUGAACUUAUUUGUCUUGAAUGUUUUGUACAGUAUGAGUUGAUGUACCUCUGUACAGUGUAUAAAACUAUUUUCCUACAUUCUAAAAUUUGAUAGACAACUCCACAUUUACCAUAUUAUCAAUGCAGAAAGUUAUUUCCAUAAAGUAGGCCGCACUACGCCCACCUUUUUACUGCUGUCAUUUUUUCCAGCCAAUGAGUGUCUAAUCAACUGAUUUUUUUUGUAUUAGAUAAGUUCAUAUAUUUGAAGGAAAAUAUCAUGCCUAUCUUUUUACUGUACAUGGAAAUGGCGAUAGAUGCAUCAAAAUGUAAUCAACUUGUGAUUCUUGUUAAAGGGAAAAUAAAAUCCUUAGUGAAUAAAAAGUAUCUUUUUAACUAAAGGAAUGAGGAGCAUUAGAAAUGUUUUACAAGAACGUAAAUUGCAACAAAAUAGUUUCUAUUCUUAAAGAAAUAUGAUAUUCUUAAAUGAUAUAUUAUAAAACUGAGGUUCUGGUUUAAAUGUUUCCUCUUGGUAGAAAUGAAGAGCCACUAUUCAAAUGUAAACAUCUGCUGCUCCAGACAAGCCCAAUGGAAAAUAUUCAAAAUAACUGAAAAUAUUUCAGUAUCAAUGUCUGGUGAGACUGGUUGUAUUUGUUUAUACUGUAAAGCCUUCUGUGUACACUGUAUAUGGAUCACUCCCAUUGGUCUAACUUUUUGAGUAAGCACUUUUAAGUGGCUGUUUUAAUAAAUGUAUUAUUUACAACAUG